Messenger RNA from Angiostrongylus costaricensis, 1890 nucleotides. NCBI's taxonomy places the organism in Eukaryota, Metazoa, Nematoda, Chromadorea, Rhabditida, Metastrongylidae. The record is from the annotation of a GenBank genome assembly.
AUGAAGUUUUUUUUUCAUUUAGAUGAAGUUAUUACAUUGUCUGAUAGUCCACUGGAACAUAUCAACGCUACCCCAUUCUCGGUUUUUGGAAGCCAGCAUUCGCCCGGUGGAAAUGUUUCAAAAUGGGCACCCUUGUUACGUCGCUCGACAACGUCGGAUCCAUCUCCACCGUCAAAAAGUGUUCCGACUCCGUUGCGGCACAUUAGUCCAGCAAGUGAAGCUGAGCUUGAAAAGGCCGGAUUUGACCCACAUGAAGGCUCAACUAUUCGUUAUCCCGCAAAUGAACACUGCCGUCAAUACGAGAUGGAUAUUGUGAAGUUGUGCACCGCCGAGAAUUCAGCCGUUUGUCUUCCAUUAGCUAUUUCGGCUGACCAUAUCUGUGCAGUAGUGGUCAUGAAUUUCUUGAGGUGGUUUCCACGCAGCCGUGCAAUCUUCUGUUGUAGUAGUCUAGAGGCAGCUCAUUUGUUUGAGGAGCGCUGCAAAGCAAUUGGAAUUCCACUUGAAGAAAAAUAUCAGAUCCUUUUUCGAGUAAUUCUUGUGACUCCUUCCGUUCCGUCAACUUCUCGCAAGCUUAAACCUUUGCGAAAUCGGCAACAAAUCAUCACUUCCCUAAUUAUAUCUCAGUGGAUUGAACCAUCCGCCUUGGAUCCUUCAUUCAGAAGUAGUGCUGUUCCGUUAGAAAUUUCGGUCGAUUACUACAGCACUACGGAUGGGACAUCCGAAUUGGUAUCUUUCACGGAGAAAUGGAUUGAGGCAGAUGCUCCUUUCGAAAUUUCAUUCAAUAACCAGUCAUUCACUUCUCAUCCGAAGUUCUCACGACUUAGGAGUGUUCUGGAAAAGUGUUCAUUUCCUGUGAGGUGCUUAAUACUAUGUGAGAAUGGACAUCUGUCUCGUGUGGUAUGUGAAUCACUGCAUACUCCUCAACUUCGUGAUGCCAUCAUAAGGGUGCUACCAGAUAUAGCACGUAAGUUGCAGAAUGAGAGUAUUAUACUCGUGGUUGAUAUCGACAUUCCCAAUUUCGUUAACGUCGUCGACACAAUAUGUUCCAGUCGACUUCAAGUGGUGGUUUCCAUGGACAGGAGGUACAACUUCAGUUACGAGUUCAGUCGCUUGCAGUUACCUAGCAGUAAAAUGGAGCUUGUUCAGUACAUUCCAGUUACGUUGUGUAGUGUACUGGACAUGAAAGUUGUUUCUUGACUAGCUGUCACCCUUUCCAUGGGACCAUACAUCACCGAGGCUCUUGGCUUUCCCUCCUUUCAUCAAGUUUUUUGCCCUAAUGAUGUCGUCAGCAAUCAAUUGUCAACGGGAAUGAUCUGCGGAGCACAAAUCGGCGCUGAACAGAGUGAAGCUAAGGCUGCAGUCGAAAUCACAAUGUCGGCCAUGAUUUACCGUCUAUUAUCCUUUUAUGACAUGGAUUCAGCAAUCGGCAUUCAUCAGGAACAUUUUGGAUAUGAUAGUACGGUCGACGCCAAAGAUAUCCUGGAUCAGGCCGUGGAGUAUACCUAUCGCACAAAUGCUCAUGAGAAAGCCGCAAUUAAUCCUUGUAAGCAGUGUGAGAAUAAACCAUUGCUUACUCUGAGUGACAUACUCGACGAACUUUCUGACACAUUUGCGAAAUUUUCCACUUCGGACGCUUUGGUCAGGAAGCAAGCAGAUGUAAUUAUUGAGAAGGUGAAUGAAAUGAAGAGAAAACAUGCAGCGGGGAAGAGGAAUAAUCUUGCUCAUAGUUGGAAGUACUCUGAUUCCAUGCAGAACUUCAAAGCAGCAAAGAAAAUGCCACAGCAUUCUAGUCGUUGCGAUUUGAUCAGUUUCAUCACGGUAUCUCUAAAAACGAAACUGACGACCAGUGUUGAAGAGCGUGCAUUUGGAAUAUUUUGUCACGAUGGAUAG